GUAUUUUGUUACUACAGCUUUCAGGGCCCGCGAAGGCGGACGAUUCUAAAGAGCCUCCCCAAGCCUUCCGAGAGUUUCGAAAUUUAGGAAACAAUAAAAUGGAGAAUGAUAAUCCAAGAUUCAAAAUGUUUAAUCCAAAUCAAAACGAACAAAUCAGGAAGAGAGAUAUGUAUGGAAAAAAUGGUCCACAGGAUGAAGAUCAAAACAAAGAGACUGCCCAACUGCCCGGUCUCCAGAUCACUGCACAAGAUGGCGAGCUCCUAGACAAGCACGACAGCUUCUAUAUUACCACCAAGAGCCUGCUGGUUCUGUUUCAGAUCAUGGGCAUCAUGCCCAUAAUGAGGGAGCCGAAAGAUGCACAGACUACCAAGCGGACUACAUACAAAUGGAUUUCAAAAGCAACAUUUUGGGCCUAUCUUGUGUGGUCUCUUGAAUCAAUCAUCGUAGUAAAAGUUGGGAAAGAGCGCUAUGAAAAUUUUCAAAAAAGUUCUAACAAGCGUUUUGACGAGGUGAUCUACAAUAUUAUUUUUCUGAGCAUCCUUAUUCCGCAUUUCCUUUUGCCCAUCGCAUCGUGGCGGCAUGGCCCGCAGGUUGCUAUAUUUAAAGACAUGUGGACUCACUAUCAGCUAAAGUACCUAAAGAUCACAGGGACCCCGAUAGUAUUCCCGAACCUCUACUCCCUGACGUGGGGGUUGUGUUUCUUCUCAUGGGGUCUGAGUUUCGCCGUCAUACUGUCCCAGCACUACUUGCAGGAUGAUUUCGAGCUGUGGCACUCUUUAGCUUAUUACCAUAUCAUUGCCAUGUUAGAUGGAUUUUGUUCACUGUGGUACAUCAAUUGUAACGCAUUUGGUACAGCAUCUAAAGGCUUAGCCCAAAACCUACACAAGGCCCUAGAGGCCGACCAUCCGGCCCUGAUGCUCGCUCAGUACCGCCAUCUCUGGGUUGACUUGUCGCACAUGAUGCAGCAACUGGGUCGGGCGUAUUCAAACAUGUACGGCAUUUAUUGCAUGGUCAUAUUUUUCACAACCACCAUUUCGUUGUACGGCGCGCUGUCGGAGAUAUUGGAGCACGGUUUGAGCUACAAGGAGAUGGGCUUGUUCGUUAUUGUCGGCUAUUGCAUGACUUUGUUGUUCAUUAUAUGCAAUGAGGCGUACCAUGCGUCCAGAAAGGUUGGCCACGAAUUCCAAGUGCGGCUCCUUAAUGUGAACCUCGGAGCCAUCGACCACAGCACGCAACUCGAGGUAGAGAUGUUCUUAGUGGCCAUCGCCAAGAACCCACCAAUUAUGAACCUGGACGGUUUCACUAAUAUAAACCGCGAAUUAUUUACUACGAACAUAUCCUUUAUGUCGACGUACCUGAUCGUGCUGAUGCAAUUUAAGCUCACAUUGCUCCGACAAGGCGCACGGAAAGCUGUCAGGUCGAUCGUGAAGGCCAUCUUCAACACCACCACCAUGUUACCUGACGAGGAAUAUGAAGACGACGAAUAAAAUAUACC
Messenger RNA from Cydia strobilella, 1495 nucleotides. RefSeq names its product gustatory and odorant receptor 22 (gene Gr21a). Bases 99 to 1487 code for a protein of 462 amino acids. Gene Ontology annotation, molecular function: olfactory receptor activity. NCBI's taxonomy places the organism in Eukaryota, Metazoa, Arthropoda, Insecta, Lepidoptera, Tortricidae. Gene Ontology annotation, cellular component: axon; dendrite; membrane. The record is from RefSeq and is a predicted model, not a curated record. The transcript is spliced from 9 exons. Gene Ontology annotation, biological process: sensory perception of taste; male courtship behavior; chemosensory behavior.